Messenger RNA from Trypanosoma theileri, 8994 nucleotides. RefSeq lists its product as uncharacterized. Gene Ontology annotation, biological process: protein ubiquitination; regulation of apoptotic process; ubiquitin-dependent protein catabolic process. The coding region runs from base 1 to 8994 and encodes 2997 amino acids. The record is from RefSeq and is a predicted model, not a curated record. NCBI's taxonomy places the organism in Eukaryota, Euglenozoa, Kinetoplastea, Trypanosomatida, Trypanosomatidae. The transcript has a single exon.
AUGUUGACGGAUGGCCACGUGGUGGAGGAGCGAUUUAGUGGGUGGCAGAAAAAGAAGGUGCGGACGAUUGUCGUGAACAGCCGCUCAAAAGUAUCCUCCCGCCGCUCCAUUGCCGGAGCUCUCGCUAUUGCAAAGCCCUAUGAUAGAAUUGAGCUCUUGGCUGGGGAGUACUUUGAGACGCUUUCGAUUUCAAUGCCUGUUGAGAUUGUGGCUGCAGAGGGGGAGGAUCCAUGUAUUGUAUCCCGCGGAACCUGUGUGACGAUAACGCAGGAUGUGGAAGCCUAUUUUGAACAUGUGGAAUUUAUUUCAAAAGGAAAAGCCAAACUGGAAUCUUCUGUAGUCUUACAAAAUGGAAAGGCUGUUUUUUUUCGUUGUAAAAUGAAUUCUGUUUUACUUGGAGGGUUUGCUAGGCCUCAUUUUGAACAUUGUACGAUUGAAGAGAGUUACAAUGGUUAUGGGCUUCAAGUGAAUGGUACAGCAUCUGUGGAAAUGAUGAACUGUACAAUUAAUACACAUCAUAUUGCAUGUGCGGAUAUUGAUACUAAAGGUGUUGUUAAUAUAAGAGAUUGUACCCUUCGUCAACCUUCAAAUGGAGGUAAUGUUAUUGUUGUUCGGGCAACUAAUAGUUACGUUGAUGAUAGUACCCCAAAUGAAAAUCUUGCUUGUCGUAAAGUUACAGUAACAAAAUGUCAUAUUUAUGUUACUCCUGAUGUUUUUAAACCAAAAGACCGUGAAUGGUCUGUAGAUGGUAUUGCAGGACCUCCUGUAUGUGUGAUAAUUUCACGUGGAGCUGCUCCUGUCUUUUCAUAUAAUGAGUUAUUACAAGGAAAUAUUGGAUUUAAAUUUGAAUUUGCCGGAUCUGCCUCUUUAGAAGGAAAUGGUAUUUAUAAUCAAAAGAUUUGUGGUAUUCUUGCUAUUGUAGAUGAGAGAAAUUUUAUUUCAGAAUCUAAAACACAAAAUCUUCGUAUUUCAGGAGGUAAUUUAAUUGAUCGAUGUCUUAUUGGUAUAGAUGUUCAAUGCCUGCGAAAUAAUUCUCUUGCUUUUAUUGAAGAUCAACAAAGUCUUCUCUCUCAAGAGCUUCCUUCGGUACGUACCUCGUUUAAUUGGUUGGAAAAAUUACCAAAAAUAGAUGGAGAAAAUUUACCCUCUGAACGUUCAAAAAAAGAAAGUAUAUCUAUUCCUGUACAUGGUAAACCCAUAGAACUUAAUAAAUUAAAGGAACAAAUACGAUCUUUGGCUAAAUUAGUCUGUGGUGCAUAUCCUGUAUAUUUCCGAUCACAUGAUACAGUAAAUGGAAAUCGUGCAUCUGGUGCAUUAAAUGUAUUAGGAGAGAUGAUACAAGAAACUCUUGAUAUUUCUUUACUUUCUGUGAAUUCUUCAGAUGCAGCUUUACAACUUUUAAAACUUCGAGGUAAUAAAGGUGUUGAUAUAUUAGAUACAAGAUUUUCUUCUUGUGGUUUCUGUGCUGUUCGAUUUGGUAAUGACGGUUAUGGAUUAGUAGAAGAUUGUGAUUUUAUUGCCUGUGGGGCAACUGCAAUUGUGGUAGGUAGUGGGGCACAUCCUUUAGUUAUAGGUUGUAAAUUUGAUCAAUCUAAAGGAGCUGGUAUUUUUCUUGAUAAUUUUGCCAAUCCUCUUAUAAUGGGGAAUGAAAUAACGAACAAUGCAGAACAUGGUGUUGAAAUUCAAAAUUUAUCACGUGGAAUAGUUAUGGGAAAUGUUUUCCUUGGAAAUAAUAUGAGUGGUAUUAAUUUAACUGGAGGUAGUAGUACUAUUAUAACAGGUAAUGCCAUUCAACAAAGUCACCAAAUAGGUAUAAGCGUUGUAGGAGGAAGUAAACCUGUGAUUCUUAUGAAUAAAUUUGUUUCCAAUCGUGUAGCUCAAAUAUUAAUAGGUGAACAUUCUGUACCAAUUAUAGCAAGUAAUAAUUUUAUUUCAGGUCCUAGUGCUGGUCUUCGUUUUGAUUCGUGUAGUGGAGGAACUGUAAUAGAUAACACGAUAUCAAAUAAUGAACAAGGAAUAAUAGCAGAAUUAGAUGCUGAUCCUUAUGUUAUUUCUAAUAAAAUUAUUAAUAGUGCACGAUAUGGUGUUGUUGUUGGAAAUAAUGGACUUGGUACAUUUGUUUCUAAUGAAAUUGCACAAAGUGGGAGUUGUAAUUUUCUUAUUCGAGAAGGUGGUUCACCUGUUGUUCGUAAUAAUCACAUUCAUAGAGGACAAUCUGGAGGUGUAGCUGUUCUUGCAGAAGGUUUUGGAAAAAUUGAGCAUAAUUUUAUUUCUGAAAAUGCUAUAGGCAAUGUUAUUGUAUUGGAUCGUUUUAGUGAACCUGUUUUUACCAGUAAUACUAUUUGUUCUUCAGUUAGUGGAGCUGGAGUUAUUUGUGGUCGUGAGGGAGGAGGACAAUUUAUUAGUAACUCUAUUUAUCAGAAUAAACAAGCUGGUGUCUAUGUUAUUGGUAAAUCCAAUCCUCAAUUUAUAAAAAAUACGAUUUCAUCAGAAGCAGUUGGUGUUAUUAUUUCUGAUGGUGGUCAUGGUACUUUUAGAGAUAAUAAUAUUAAUUCAUGUUAUAGUUCUGGUAUUAUUAUUCAAUUAAAUGGUGAUCCAAUCUUACAAGGAAACCGUGUCUCUAAAUGUUUUCUUAGUGGUCUUCUUUUGGCAGAAGAAGGACGUGGAACUGUGCAUGAAAAUAUUUUUUUUGAAAAUGAUGUUGGAAUUCAAUUAGGUUCUACAUUAGGAAUUGCAGAAUUAGAGGUGGAACUUAGUUUCGCAGGUGGUACAACAGCUGCAACCUCAUCAUCUAAUAAUGAAAAGGCUACAACUCAAAAAGCACGUCGUUCUAUUAUUGCUAGAAAAGAGAGUGAACUUCGUGCAAGUGCUAAAUUGGCUCCAGCAGAAAUACGACAAAAUAAAAUAUAUGCAAAUUCUACAUGUGGAGUUUUAGUAGAAGGAGGUUCUUGUGGUAUAUUAGAAGAUAAUGAUAUUUCAAAUAAUGAAUUAUAUGGUAUUAUGGCAGAUGUUGGAUAUAGUGCAAAACGAGUAGAAGAAAAACUUGGAAAAACUACUGGACAAAGUAGAUGGAAAAUAUCUCAAAGAAAUGCUGGUGGUGGAACUGCUAUUAUACGCAAAAAUCGUAUUUUUCAACAUAAACGUUCUAAUAUUGCAGUUAUUAGUAUUGCUGAGAAUGCUAUUACUAUUGGAUUAAAUGAUGUAUAUGAAUCUAAUAUUGGAAUUUAUCUUGGAAAUAAUGCUACUAUUUAUUCUAUAGAAGGAAAUAAUAUUCAUGAUUGUUUUGAUGGUGUUUACGCAGAAAGUGGAGGUCGUGGUUGUUUCACAGAGAAUAAUAUUUCUGGUUGUAGUGGUGUAGGAGUAUACAUAUGUGAUCGCGCUAAUCCUGAAUUUAAAAAAGAUAAUAUCAUUGAGAAAUGUAAUAUUAGUGGUGUAUUAGUAGAUGCAGGUGGUAAAGGUACAUUUACAGGAAUUAAUGUAAAUCACUGUGCUGUAGGUGUUAUAGUGUAUACUUGUCCACCUAUUUCUUCUUCUAUGCGUCAAGAAGAAUUUGUACAAAGUGGAUUUGUUUCUUCUGCACCAAUAUUUGAAGAUUGUGUUAUUGAACAUAAUGCAUUACAUGGAAUUCUUGUAUUAACUGUUCCAAGUGGUUAUCCAUUACGUUACUCUUCUAUUGAAGAAUCUAAACGUUACAAACGAGCAGAAGGUCUUUUUAAUAUUCCAGGUACUUUAUUAUUUCCGAAAUUUCAAAAAAAUAUUAUUCGACAGAAUCGUCAUUUUGGUAUUUGUCAUGAAUUAUAUGAAAGUGCGGAUCAAGCAGAAAUUGCAUCACAGCAUAUGACCUCUCUUGAGACUUUAGUGGAACCACAUCCCUUGACUCAUCCUAUAUCACAAGGUCUCUCUGUAUCACUAUCACUUUCUCAUCAAAGUCCUACUCGACCUUCACCUGCGAAACAACAAUCUGGGGUAACUCACCGUACUUCUGUAGAAGAAACAUUAGGGACUUCUAUUGUACUUAAUAUGAAGGAAGAUCAUGAAGAACGUAUGAAACGACAAGUAAGUUUUGUUGAAAAUACAAUUAGUAACUGUUCUAUUGGAGUGGUAGUAGGAAGUUGUUGUCAUCCAUUUUUACUUGGGAAUCGUAUUCAAAAUAAUACCUUCUUUGGAAUUUUAUUACGAUUUAAUGCAAGAGCCAUGUGUUUUGGAUGUGAACUAACAGAUAAUGGAAUAGCUGGAAUUUAUUGUGCUAAAGGUUCUCUUGGAACCUUUACAUCUGGUGUUAUACGAUGUAAUAAUGGUUUCUGUCGUCCUGAAGGUAGUCCUCAUGAUGCCCGUUCUUUCCAUGGACUUCCCUUCACUGACCCUGCCAUUCCAUUUUCCCCGUCCACCUUCACGGCGUCGGAGUCCCUCUCUUCGGUGUAUGCGGGGGUGUCGGAUCUCCUCUCGCAGUACGCGGAAAUUGUCGCGUGUGGACUGCGGCUGCUGUGCGAGUUGGUGGCGGCCUCCUCGGCGGCCCUCUCGCUCGCCACGGCGGUCUUCCCGGCGGUGGGGCUUGACGGCUACGACCGCGGCUGGGCGGUGGACGGCGGGGUGGGGGCGUGGGUGGUGCUCGGCAGCGGGACGGAGCUGCGGGGGAAUGCCGUCGGGGGGCACCGCGGCGCCGGCGUCCUCGUCUCCCGCGGCCUCCGCCACCACCACCGCCACGCCGUCCACUUCGCCAUCCCGCCCCGCGGCGGAUUCCCCGCCGUCCCCGCCGCCGACACCCUCAUGGACCUCAGCAGAAAGGAAGCGAAAAAGACGGAGGGGGGUGAGGCGCAGACACCAUGGUGUUUCUUUAACACAGCCGCCAUCACAUUCCCACAGGAACAAGACGAACCUCAACAGCAGUAUCAGCAUCAGGGGAAGGGACAUGCAACACAUCCAAAAGGGAAAGAGACACGAACAACACCCUCAAAGACAACCACAACAGCACAUACAAAGGAUACAAAAGCAACAAAAGCAUUAAUUGAAAAUAUGAACAUAUUCCAUCAUGUACAUCGAAGCACUCCAAAUAUUUUUAGACCGGCAUCUUUACGAGGGAAUAAUAUCUCAAAAAAUGAAUACGGAGUUGUUAUUCAACUUUAUAAUGUUAUGAAGGCUUCUGCGUUAGAUUCUUUUGAGGAAUCUGAUACCACAUUAAAGGAGUCAGAUGGAUUAGAUACCAUUAGUGAGAAUAACAGUACGAAAAGAAGAAUAUCACGUCAACCAAAGUUACGAAAGCCCUCUAAUACCAACUCUGAUGCAAAAUCUCGUAAAUCUUCUACUACAAGUAAGAAAAAGAAAAGUGUAGAAUUAAAUGUAGAAACUUCUAACGCCCCUGUUCCACGUCCCACAACAGCUAAUCCAACACCUAUAUAUAUACGAGAAGGGGAAAUAGAGCAUAGUUUAACUAUGGAGGAAAAUCAUAUCUUUGAAAAUCUUUCUAUGGGGAUUUUAUGUCAACAUGUAGUUGAGGUUUUCUGUGGAACAGUGGUUUCAUCAAAGUUAAGAUUAGAAGAAUCAGGUAGGGAAUAUGAUGAUUUAUGUGUUAAAUUUACACUUAAAAAAGAAAUAACACAGCCAAAAUUAUUAUUUACCUUAGUUCCACAAGAACCAAUGUUACGUCAUGCUAAAAUUUCAGGUAAUGAAGUAUAUAAGAAUCGAAUAGAACAGAUAGAAGUUACUUCUCGUUAUGUUGCUAUUACAGGAGAUGAAAUACGAACAUUACUUCAUAUUGAUACGUUACGACAACCAAAUGCAUCUAUGUGUUCCUCACAAGCUCUUUUAAGAAUUCCAUUAUUUGCUUCUCUUACAAUGACUGCCCCACCUGGUGUAUUUAUUAUUGAAAAUAAUCGUUUUAGAGAUGCGGCUAAAGGUAUUCAUGUAAUAGGUCUUGUUGGUCAAAACUCUCUUCGUUUACGUCAAAAUGCUUUUCUUAAUAUAUUAGAAACUGCUAUUCUUGUUGAAGGACAUUUAGCUUCUGCUACUAUCGGAAAUGGAAAUAUAUUUGAAGAUAAUAAUAUAUCCGUUCGUCUGGUUUUACCAGAAAGUACUAUAACAGAAGAAGAAAAACUUCGUCAAGAGUCUAUAGGUAUAACUACCCGUAUUUAUUCUAAUCGUUUUUGUGCACCUAAACAACAUUCCAUCUUAAUUGAAGGAGGUGGAGCACCAUCACCACUACUUCUUGAAAAUGAAUUUACAAAUCAUAUGAAUGGAACUGUUGCAUUCUUUAUUAAUGGUCCAACUGUUAGAGCAGAAUUAAGCAAAAAUAUAUUUAAGGAUAAUUAUAUCCCGGUUAUUAUUGAUAAUGAAGCAGGUACAGAAGGAAGUAGUUCUGUUAUUGUAGAAGGAAAUCGUUUUUUCAGGAAUUAUAUUGGACUAUUGGUGUGUGGUGGUGCAGCUCCUACUUUAUUACGUAAUGUAUUUGAAGAAAAUUUUCGAUCAGGAAUGGAAAUUAUUGAGGAAAAAACACGACCAAAUGUAAAAAAUUGUGUUUUUGCUAUGAAUAGACGAUUAGGUUUAGAUAUAGCUACAAAGAAAAAAUUUAUAUACCCAAAUGAAGGUAAAUUAUUAUUACAUGGUAUUCCAUACUUUGAGGUUGAACUUGUGCCAGAGAAUAACGUUUAUUGUAGUGAAGGUAGUGAGGAUAAUGGUAUCUUGCCAUGUGGUGUACUGGUUAGCUCUGGUGGUGAGGGAUUAGUGGAACAUUGUCUAUUUAAAGCUAAUGAUAUUGCUGUGGAUGUUGCUCGUGGUUUUGCUGAAUGUAUGAAAUCAUCAACUCUUGGAAUUCGAUUUACAUCAUGUCUUUUCACUGAGAAUAAUGUAGCUGGUGUAUUUGUGCGUAGUGGAAAUAUUGCAACACAAAAUACCUCUAAAGCUCCACCUAGACGAUUAAGUGAUGUUGAAAGUGAAAUGGAAGGUACCAUAUUCGAUAAUUGUUUCUUUGCAGGAAAUGUUAAUAAUCCAGACAAUCAUGGAGAUAUUAUUUCAACAGAUAGUGGUUUUGCUAUUUUUAAAGAAAAUACCCUAACUGGUUGUAUACAUGGUAAUAAAGAUGGUAUGGCAUUAUUUUCGAAUAAUACUUUCCUUUCAUCUGGUAUCUCUGAUGUGGCUAUCUAUAUGCAUAAAGGUACCCGUGUUCGACUAGUACGUAAUAUCAUUCGUGGAUAUAAAACAGGCAUUAAAACAGAUCCAGGUGCAUGGGGAGAAUUAGAAAAAAAUUGGAUUUUAGAUAGUACUCGAGGUGUUCUUGCAGCUCCAUAUUGUCAUACUCUUUUUUCAGGUAAUCGCAUAAUGAAUGCUAAAGAUUGUGGAAUAUUAACAUAUGGUGGCGUUUUUACAGAUAAUGAAGUUUCUGGAACUCCUACUGGUAUAUUAAUUGAAAAUCCAAAUGAAUAUAAAGGUUUUGAUCUUAUACCAACAAUAGAGAGAACUACAUUUGAUGCUUUAAUAUCAGAAAAUAAAGUUCAUUCUUGUGAAAGUGAUGGUAUUUUUGUUGCUGGAGGUGCCCGUAUUGAAGGUAAUAUUGUAUUUAACUGUAAAACUAAUAUGACUAUUAUUUGUCCUAGAAAUCCACAUGAUGGAGCAUCUAUAGCUACAGUAUCUAAGAAUACAUUAUUUGAUGGUGAUAUUGGUCUUGUAGUUGCAAAAGGUUCUGAUUCCGUUAUUAGAGAUAAUGAUAUAUUUGAUAACGCUUCUAUUGGAGUUUGGCUUAAAGCUGGUGCUUCUGGUGUUAUGCAAGGUAAUGCUAUCUCUAGUGCAUUAAAAGAAGGAGCUUUAGAUAUGGAGGAAGGAUCAGGUGUUAAAAUUCUUCAAAACACUAUAAAAAAUCAAUUUUCUCCUUCUUAUCAUAAAACACUUCCAAUGCAUCGUGAAAAAGAACGUCAACGAGCAGCUGAAGCAUUAUUAGUUGAAUUACAAGAAUUAGAUCGUAAAUUAACAGAAUUGAAAUCUAAUUGUUGUACAGUAGAGAUGAAUAUGCGAUCUACACUGGAUUCACUUCAAGAAGAAAAUGUUUUAUCUGAAGGAGUUGCUUCGUUUAGUUACAUGUUGAUGGCAGGUGCUGCUUCCAAGGCUCUUCGUAGUUCCUCAAUAAGUAAAAAUGUUGUGGAUCUUUUAAAUGUUACCUUGACGAAAAAUUAUAGACGUUUUUCAACUGAUAAAAGUAUUUCCUCUUCAGUUCUUAAAGCUUCUAAAUCUCUAGAUCGUCGAAUGAGUCAAUCUAUAUCUUCUUCCUUAGAGAAGUCUUAUACAUCUGUACUUAUUCACAUCUUUGAUGGAGGUAAAGGGGAUACAGCAGGUAAUAGAGAUGCUGGUAGAGAAGUAGAGAAUGUUUUUACUUCCUCCUCUCUAACCUCACGUAGGACAUUUCGUACAAUUGUUACUACUAAUGCUAGUAGUCUUGCAGCUUCUAUUACAGCAGGAAAACCGGAUAUAGUAAUAGUGGUAAUGCGUGCAGGUAAACACACAUUAACUACGGAAGAAAAUACCGCAUUAACAACCCUUGAACCUCUCUGUUCUGGAACAAUACUCGAUGGUAAAAGUAGUGGUAGUAGUAGUAGUGGAACUGUUCCGUCUAGUAAAAAAACUUCCGCUGCUUUUACUCUUCUACCACAUGACUGGAAAACAUCCGUGCGUUCAGAGAAAGAAGAGGGAGAAGGUAAGGUAAAGAAACAGAAUCACCAUAGUUUAUCUGGUAAUGAAGAUGCAAGUCAAAUGGAAAGAUUUAGUCGUUUUGCUAAGAGUAAUAAUCCUAUUUACUUUACGUUUAACUUUUCAGAAGCACUGAAGGAAAUGGAAGGGAAAGUAGAAUCUUUUCUUUCUGGUUCAACAGGGUUUUCUCUAGAUGGACAAGGGACGAAGAUAAAGUCUCGAGGGUCCAAAGCAAUUUCAUUACAAAGCGAAAAACGUCGUUCAGGAAAUGCAAAUGUUAGUGGUAGUCUAUCUUUAAAGCCGGCUGCAGAUAGUCCAUCAUGA